Molecule: messenger RNA, 1030 nt
Organism: Bursaphelenchus okinawaensis
Lineage: Eukaryota; Metazoa; Nematoda; Chromadorea; Rhabditida; Aphelenchoididae
Source: the annotation of a GenBank genome assembly
AUGGCACAUGUCGAUAUUUUCUCGUUGUUGCAAGUGAUAGACAACCUAAAACAUCUAAAAAGGACUGGCUGGGUGCAUCACAAAGUCCCGGAGCCAGAGACGGUAGCUAGUCACAUGUACAGGAUGGCUGUAUUAGCUAUGACAUUGGAUUCAAAAGAAGUUGACGUAGUUAAAUGUGUUAAAAUGACAUUAGUUCAUGACAUUGGCGAAGCGAUUGUUGGUGAUAUUACUCCGAAGUGUGGUGUGUCUGAUAAAGAAAAGUUCAAGUUGGAAGAAGAGGUAAGUUUUCUAUCUAUAUUACUGCAAAGCUUUUGAGAAAAUAGUAUCAAAUAUAUAAAAUACUUCAUACAAAAGUUUAUAGUACAGUAGAGUUUAAAAAUACAGUAAGUUAAUCAGUCCAAUAUACUAAAAAAAUAAUUAAGAAUCUUUGAUUUUUUUAUUAGUGUUGGUAAUGAAUUAGUCUACCUUUUAUAAUAGUUCUAUGAAUUCAAAAAUAGUACUAAUCUGUUCAUGAAACUGUGGGAUUAGUACAUCAACGCAAUCUUUUUGUCAUUUAAUGAUAUAUUGGUAACAGCACAUAACAGUGCAUAAUAUAUAGCAAUUUUACGGAGUUGCAGUUAUUUAACACAAUAAAUAAAACAUUUUUUUUAUCACCUUAUCUUUUUCAAAUGAAAAAAGUUCAAAUUAAAAAUAAUGUUAUGGUAUUCUUUAAUGUUGAUGAACAACAACAGAGUCACGCUUUUUGUUACAUACUAUGAUGUUGUAGGCAGUGAAGACAAUUGCGUCGUAUGUUCCAUCGAUGAAGGAGGAAUGGUACAAUCUGUGGAUGGAAUACGAAAAGGCAGAGACAAAGGAGGCCAAAACCGUCAAACAGUUGGACAAGUUUGAUAUGGUGGCGCAGGCUCUGAGUUACGAACAAAAGUAUAAUCUGGAUCUGAGCGACUUCUUCAGAUCGACGGAAGGCAUCUUCACUUCAGAACCCUUUAUAUCAUGGGACAGAGAGGUUAGACAGAAGAGAAAGUCUAGUUAA